This is a messenger RNA of Zerene cesonia (dogface butterfly), 933 nucleotides long. RefSeq names its product vegetative cell wall protein gp1-like. Bases 1 to 933 code for a protein of 310 amino acids. The transcript has a single exon. The record is from RefSeq and is a predicted model, not a curated record. Lineage: Eukaryota; Metazoa; Arthropoda; Insecta; Lepidoptera; Pieridae.
AUGGUGGACGUGACCCCGUCCCCAUCCCCCUCUGAGUCGUCCUCGUCCGAGGCGUCGCCGCCGCCCUCGCCGCCGCCGCAGCCGCACGCGCACGAGCACGAGCAGCCGCACGCGCACGCGCACGCAGACGCUUACGAGCUCGGGCUGCCGUUCGCGUACGUUCACGCUCACGCGCACGAGUUGCCACACGCGCAUGCGCACGCUCAAGCGCACGCGCCGCCGCGCUCUCGCUCUCGCUCCCGCUCGCCGACGCCGCACUCCUCCGCGCACUCCUCGUCGGACUCCGACCGCUCGUCCCAGCAGUCGUCGCCUCGAGCCUCACCGAACUGCUCUAACCGCUGGAAUCGCUCCUCGAACAGCUCGUCGCCGUCGAAUCCACCAUCGCCCUUCCCGAUUCCGACACGGCACCCAUUGCUGCGGCCUAUCCCGAUGAUCCGGUCCGCGAUGGCUUCGUCGCGGCACGGGUGCGCGCUCUUGUUCCCGAGCCGGCCCUUCAUCCGGUUCCCGCUGCCGCCGGCCAGCCCACCGCCUGAGUGCUCGUCGGACAUACCAGAGGUGUUCCUGCCGCCGGCCACGCCGCCGCUGUCGGCGACGUCGACGUUGUCCUCGAUGUCGCCCUCGUCGCUGACCCCGCCGCAGUCGGCGGGCGCGUCGCCGGCGCGCGGGUGGGCGCGGCGCGGCGGGCCGGGGGCCGCACCGGCGAGCGUGCUGGGGGCCGGGCCGACGGCCGAGGCGGUGCGCGCGGUCGCCGGGCUGCGGCGCGCCAAGUCGCUCCCGCAGAUCCCGCCGCGGGUGUCGCGCGUGCAGUACGUUUGCCCGUCCCCGUUGCCGAUCCCUUCACGGCCAAUAAUACCGCUAUAUCGACAGGAAACGUUGAAGAAGUCCGUAUCCGAACAACAAUUGGUUGAAAUGUUUUUCAAAAUGAAAAUUUAA